AUGUCUAAGAAGCAUAUAAGGAGACAGUCUUUGAUCUCCAAGAUCCAGUCAUUUCCUUUUGAUAUUUGGCUAUAUAUUCACGAGCUCCAUGCUUCAAUAGACUGGGAUGACUAUAAUUAUUUGAUUGCUUUACCACUAGGUAUUGUGUUGACACUGGUGUUUUUUAUCAUUCAGUCUAUCUUGAACUACUAUAAUUUUAUCAAUCUGAGGUCAAAGAAUGUAUUAUUUAAUUCCGAUUACUACCAAUAUGAGUAUUUGAAAAAUGAUCUCAUCAACAACAAUUUUGACAGGACUAACACCAGUAUUGACGAGGAAACUAUGGAAACCCCAUUGACAACUAGUAUUCUUUGGGCCAUGAACGGUGCAAACACUUUGAUUUUCAUAAUCUGUUUAAUCAAUAGUAUUAAAUUGUUUACUUCAAAGAGAAGUUAUGGGCUUUUGUAUUGCAAAACCAAACCUAGAUCCAAGAAUGUGUUUAAAUCUUCAUUGGAAAAUAUCUCGUUUAUUGUUGAGUUAUUGGCAUUUGUUUUGAAAUUCUUCCAAAAUGAUGACGACGAGGAAAAUGAAGGCAAUACAACUUAUGAAGGUGAUACUACCUCUGAAGUUGUUGGAGACAACGAAGUUUGGCAUUUGAAUGUGUGGAAUCCAUCGAAGUUUGCAUUAUACCUAUUCAUAGGAUUGAACCCUAUAAACAUAUACUUGGUUUAUUACUUAAUGUCUGAUGUUUCCCAUUUAUAUUUGUUGUUUUUAUUAGUGAUUGUGUCUGGGGUUAACUAUUUUUUGAUUGAAAAGUUUCUCAAUUUGGUUAGUGAUAAACAAAUCUUAUAUCAAGAAAUGUUCCAGGAAUAUAACAAGAAAUUUGUUCAACCAAAGAUAAACGUGUUGAAAAAGGAUGCUAUGGUCGAUGCAACCAUGGGUCCAUUUUAUCUGUCAAGUUUAAGUGAUAAUAGACCAUAUGCCUUUAGCAAGCUGAAGGUUUUCGUGACCCAUGAUUUGAAAGGUAAUGCCAUUACAGAAUAUGGGGAUUUAGAUUCACAAAUUUUACCGCAGCAACUAGAACCGGCAACUUCAGUGUGUUCUACAGCAAUGAAUCUGAGAAUUCCUAGUAGAACAAACAGUGUAUUGUAUGAUGAUAGCCGUUCUUUGACUGGUUCACAUUGGCAAAACUCUACAUUCCAAAAUGUUAAUCCACGACACACCACCAUUGUUGGUUCAACUCCAACUUCCAACUUUUUCCCAGACCAAUCGAAAUAUUCUGGACAUUCACCUACGAUGACGAGUACUAUAUCCUACAAUCGAUUUGACAGAACACCAAGUCCAUCACGUCGUCCGGUUACUCAUAGGUAUAGUGAUAGCAAAGGUCCUCCAACUCUAAGUCCAACUAGACUUUCACCAGUUAGACAGCCUAACUUAGAGUAUGCUGGUUACAGUUCCUCCCGUGAUAAUUCGCCUCCACGAUUUAAAUCACCAUCACCAGUUCAUCGAAAUUUACAAUUACAACAUCAAUCGUCUCCUUCGACCCAACCAUUUUCAUCAAAUUUUAUGAACAAUGUAUUUAGAUCUCCUUCUCCUACUAGACGUAGACCUUCGGAUUCUCCGAAGCCGAAACCUGGUUGGAGGUAG
Molecule: messenger RNA, 1623 nt
Organism: Candida tropicalis MYA-3404
Lineage: Eukaryota; Fungi; Ascomycota; Pichiomycetes; Serinales; Debaryomycetaceae
Exons: 1
Coding region: 1-1623 (540 amino acids)
Biological process (GO): maintenance of rDNA; regulation of exit from mitosis
Source: RefSeq, a predicted model, not a curated record